Molecule: messenger RNA, 1533 nt
Organism: Rhizopus microsporus ATCC 52813
Lineage: Eukaryota; Fungi; Mucoromycota; Mucoromycetes; Mucorales; Rhizopodaceae
Product: lanosterol 14-alpha demethylase
Exons: 5
Coding region: 1-1533 (510 amino acids)
Molecular function (GO): heme binding; oxidoreductase activity, acting on paired donors, with incorporation or reduction of molecular oxygen; monooxygenase activity
Source: RefSeq, a predicted model, not a curated record
AUGGCCAUCAUCUCCACUUUACUCCCUCCUCUAGAGACAUUGCCUCUUUAUGCUGCUUUGGCAUUUGUUGUCUUUGUCGCCAUCAACAUUUUGAACCAACUGUUUGGUCCCAAGAAUCCAAAGGAGCCUCCUGUUGUCUUUUCAUGGGUCCCUUUCUUGGGCAAUGCAGUAGAAUUUGGAAUGAAUCCCAUCAACUUUUUGAAAGAGUGUCAAAAGAAAUAUGGAGAUGUAUUCACCUUUUAUAUGGUUGGCCGACGUGUUACCGUCUUCUUGGGCGCCGAGGGUAACCAAUUUGUCUUUAACGCAAAGCAGAAUUUAGCAUCUGCUGCUGAAGCUUAUAAUCACAUGACCAAGUAUGUAUUUGGCCCUGAAGUUGUCUAUGAUGCUCCCCACAGCGUAUUCAUGGAGCAAAAGCGAUUCAUCAAGGCUGGUUUACACUCUGAAGCAUUCCGUCAGCACGUUCCAAUGAUUGUCGAAGAAGUUGAAAACUUUUUCAAGGAUUUCAAAAAACCUACUGGAUUAUUUGAUGCGUAUCACACUCUUGGUAAAUUGAUCAUCUGUACUGCUUCCCGUUGCUUGAUGGGCAAGGAAAUCCGUGCUAGUUUGGAUGACAGUGUUGCUGGCUUAUACUACGAUCUCGAUCAAGGAUUCCAACCUUUGAAUUUCAUCUUCCCUAAUCUUCCUUUGCCCUCUUACCGCAAACGUGAUGAAGCUCGUCGCAAAAUGGCUGAACUUUACUCUAGCAUUAUCGCUCGCAGAAAGGCUGACAACGACAAUAGCAACAUGGACUUGCUUCAAGCAUUGAUGGAUUCUACCUAUAAAGAUGGAACACCCUUACCUGAUCAUCACAUUGCGGGUAUGAUGAUUGCUGUUCUCUUUGGUGGUCAACACACUUCUGCCACUACCUCAGCUUGGACUCUUUUGGAAUUAGCCGCUCGUCCUGACUUGAUUCGUGCCCUGCGUGAGGAACAAAUCACCAAGCUGGGUUCUCUCAAGGCUGAUUUGACAUUUGAUAACCUCAAGGAAUUGACUUUAUUAGAUAGUUGUGUUCGUGAAACCCUUCGUCUUCACCCACCCAUCUACCAAAUGAUGAGACGCGUGGUAUCAGACAAGGUUGUCUACGAAAAGACCGGUCAUGAGAUUCCUAAGGGCAACUUUUUGUGUGCUGCUCCUGGUGUGACUCAAAUCGACGAGCAAUACUUUAAUGAACCCUUAAAGUAUGAUCCUAUGAGAUGGGUCAACCUGACGGACCCUGUGCAUAAGAUGGAAGUAGGCGAUGAUAGCAACAUUGACUAUGGUUUUGGUGCUGUUGGUAUUUCUUCCAAGAAUCCAUUCUUACCCUUUGGAGCAGGCAGACACAGAUGUAUCGGUGAACAAUUUGGUUAUCUCCAAAUCAAGGCCAUUCUUGCUACCAUGAUCCGUAUGUUUGAUAUUGAAUUGGAAGAAGGUAAAGGCGUGCCUAAGCCUGACUACACUUCUAUGGUUAUUGUGCCUGAAAGACCAAGUAAUAUCAAAUAUACUUGGAGAGAAUAG